Molecule: messenger RNA, 3833 nt
Organism: Cryptomeria japonica (Japanese cedar)
Lineage: Eukaryota; Viridiplantae; Streptophyta; Pinopsida; Cupressales; Cupressaceae
Product: isoleucine--tRNA ligase, chloroplastic/mitochondrial
Exons: 1
Coding region: 217-3501 (1094 amino acids)
Biological process (GO): isoleucyl-tRNA aminoacylation
Cellular component (GO): cytosol
Molecular function (GO): ATP binding; isoleucine-tRNA ligase activity; tRNA binding
Source: RefSeq, a predicted model, not a curated record
GAAGAAUUUUCUUACUCCAGUAUAGGUUUGCAUAUAUUUAAGAUUUUGCAAAUUAAAUGGUUAGGAUAAGAAACAGUUGCUUGAGCAAGCAUGAAACAACGAGGCAUAUGCAUUGGGAACCACCAAUGCAGAUGCAGAAGCAGAAGAGGAAAAAUUGGUGAAAGCCGGCAAUAAGAAUACAAUAACCUCGACGACGUCAUUGUGGGUUCAAGGGCUAUGGAGAGGGCAAUAAUUGGACGUCCGAUCAGGGGUAGCAUUCCAUCAUCAUUGACAGGUACAUCAUUAAGAGGAGGAAAUAGAUUGUUAGUUGCUUCUUCUGGUCUUGCACUUUCUUCUAUGCGGGUUUUUCUUAAACACAGCUCUGCAUCCAUCCCCAGUUUGAAACGUAUUGGCAAUGCAUUUAUAUGCCGCAAAAAACAAUACCCAUUUCUUGUUUUGAUAUCUGAUAAGUCUUGCUCAACUCUGUCAUUUGGAGAGAAGGUUUCGUUUAUGGCAGCGCAUAAAACAUCUCAAGGUAAAACUGAAGAUGAAAAUGAGUACAAACAUACGGUUGACUUACCUCAGACGAGUUUUACCCUCAGAGCAAAUUCAACAACACGUGAACCAGAAAUACAGAAGCUGUGGGAUGAGAAGCAGAUAUUAAAUCGGGUUGCAAACAAGAAUAAGGGGGAUAUUUUUACUCUUCACGAUGGUCCUCCUUAUGCCAAUGGAGACUUGCAUAUUGGACAUGCCUUGAACAAGAUACUGAAAGAUUUUAUCAACAGAUAUAAGCUGCUUGAAGGGUAUAAGGUGCACUAUAUACCUGGUUGGGAUUGCCAUGGCCUGCCCAUUGAGCUCAAAGUGCUGCAGUCUAUAGACCAAGAAGCAAGGAAAGAGCUUACACCAUUGAAAUUAAGAAAGAAAGCUGCCCAAUUUGCGAAGAAAACUGUUAAUGCUCAAAGGAAAUCAUUUAGGAGAUAUGGAAUAUGGGGAGAGUGGGACAAUCCAUAUCUAACACUUACUCCAGAGUAUGAAGCUGCACAGAUUGAGGUAUUUGGGCAAAUGUUUUUUCUGGGCCAUAUCUAUAGAGGCCGGAAACCGGUUCAUUGGAGCCCCUCGUCUUGCACUGCACUGGCUGAAGCUGAGUUGGAGUAUCCAGAGGGACACAUAUCAAGAAGUGUUUAUGCUGUUUUUAAAGUGGUUAACGUAGCAGACACAGCUCCUGAUGUGCUGAAAGGAUUUCUACCCAGUUUGGGUUUGGCUAUCUGGACUACAACCCCAUGGACAAUUCCUGGAAACGCUGCUGUUGCAGUCAAUGGUCAGCUUCUUUAUGCAGUGGUUAAGGUAAGAGCAAAAUCAUCUAUAGAUACUCUUACCACAGGUGCUAAAAAGCUUGUUUUUGAAAGCAGCCAACAUAUUAUAGUGGCAGCAGAUCUAGUUAGCACUCUACAAUUGAAGUGGGGAGUUGAACUUGAAGUGUUGGGAACAUUUCGUGGGUCAGAGCUUGAAAAUUGUAGGUAUACUCAUCCCUUAGAAAAUAGGGAGUGCCCUGUUGUUCUAGGUGGGGAUUACAUAACAACGGAAUCUGGAACAGGGUUGGUUCAUACUGCCCCAGGCCACGGGCAAGAAGAUUUUUUGACUGGCAUGAAAUAUAGGCUUCCAGUACUGUCUCCUGUAGAUGAUAAUGGCAAAUUUACUGAAGAAACUGGGCAGUUUGCUGGUUUGGAUGUCUUGGGUGAUGGAAACGUGGCAAUUGUGAAGAGCUUAGAUGAACACUCAAGUCUUAUUAUGGAAGAAGCGUAUAAACAUAAAUAUCCUUAUGAUUGGAGGACAAAGAAGCCUACGAUAUUUAGAGCAACGGAACAGUGGUUUGCCUCUGUGGGGGGCUUCAGGCAAGCUGUUUUGGAUGCUAUCAAGAAUGUGAAAUGGGUUCCUUCCCAGACUGAGAACCGGAUAACAUCCAUGAUAGUGAGCCGAUCUGAUUGGUGCAUUUCACGUCAGAGAGCAUGGGGUGUGCCUAUUCCAGUUUUUUAUCAUGUGAAAUCUGGCAAGCCAUUGAUGAAUAAAGAAACUAUAGCACAUAUAAAAUCUGUUAUUGCAAAAAAUGGGAGUGAUGCAUGGUGGCACAUGAGCAUUGAGGAACUCCUCCCAGAAAGUUAUCGCAGCGAAGCAGGAAACUAUAAAAAGGGUAUGGAUACCAUGGAUGUUUGGUUUGAUUCGGGGUCUUCUUGGGCCGCUGUUGUCGAAAAAAGAGAGGAACUAGCUUACCCUGCCGAUCUAUAUCUCGAAGGAAGUGAUCAACACAGAGGGUGGUUUCAAAGUUCCUUGUUAACCAGUAUUGCCACCAGAGGACAGGCACCAUACAAGAGUGUUCUAACUCAUGGAUUUGUCUUGGAUGAGAGGGGUCUGAAAAUGAGUAAAUCACUAGGAAAUGUUAUAGAUCCCCAAAUUGUAAUUGAAGGCGGUAAGAAUCAAAAGGAGGCUCCCGGAUAUGGAGCAGAUGUCCUACGACUUUGGGUGUCAAGUGUGGAUUAUUCUGGUGAUGCAAUGAUUGGUCCACAAAUCCUCAAGCAAAUGUCUGAUAUAUACAGAAAACUGCGUGGAACAUUGAGAUAUCUUCUUUCAAAUCUUCAUGAUUGGAAGCCAGAAAAUUCUAUUAUCUAUAAGGAUCUUCCAAUGAUUGAUAAGUAUGCACUGUACCAACUAGCUAAUGUUAUCAGCAAUAUCAAACAGAGCUAUGGGAGCUAUCAGUUCUAUAAAAUUUUCCAAACUAUUCAACGCUUUGCAAUUGUAGACUUAUCAAAUUUUUACUUUGAUGUUGCCAAAGAUCGGCUUUAUGUUGGUGGUAAAAACAGCCAAACAAGGAGGGGUUGCCAAACCGUUCUUGCAGCUCAUCUACUUUGCAUUGUGCGAGCUAUAGCUCCAAUUCUACCUCACAUGGCUGAGGAUGCAUGGCAGCAUAUGCCAUUUACACAUUUCAGGGAAGAUGGCUCAGCAGCAGAGUUUGUUUUUGAAGCACAAUGGCCAAGGAUUGAUGAUGAAUGGUUAAAACUAACAAAACAGGAUGUUAAGUACUGGGAAAAUGUCCUUGAGAUUAGAACAGAGGUGAACAAGGUCUUGGAGAUGGCUAGAGGUGGAAAACUGAUCGGUGCAAGUUUAGAUGCUAAGGUUUAUUUAUGCAGCUCCGAUGUAAACCUGCUUAGAAGAUUCCAUGAGAUGUCUACACUAGGUGAUGAUGCAGACAAGUUACAUAGGAUUUUUAUAACUUCUCAGGUUGAAGUUCUACCUUCAAUGGAACACACAUCUAGCACUGGUGCAGCUUACACUGGAACCUAUUCUUCACCAGGAGCAGGUGAAUUGUGGAUUGGGGUAUCUCGUGCAGAUGGGGCCAAAUGCAAAAGGUGUUGGAUCUACUCUCAAGCAGUUGGCUCAUUUGUGGAUCAUCCCACGCUUUGUGAGCGUUGUUACAAAGUGAUCUCAAAUCUUGAAUCAGCAAGUCCUAAAAUAGUUAUGGCUGCCUAACAGUAAUUUAUUACCUCAAUAGUUCAUCUUCUGGAAAUCUAAAUCUUGCAGCAUGCAGAUCAGUAUCAGUUGAUAUAUUUCGCUGGAGAUGAAAGACAAGUUUUCAGCUGCUAUACUUACAAUAAAAUCAAAAUCAUCUAAUUUGGAUACUCUGAACAAUUUAAUUCAUAUGCAAUGUAGUUGUUUACUAUGGAGAGUAAGAAGAGAUAAGCAUUCUGAUUAUUUAAAAUUUUUUAAUCUGAGAUAACAAAUUCCUGCUGCCGUUGGCUUGAGUUGUAUGGUAUCUAUCUAAAAAGUUCCUUGUGAUCAAAGUAUGGAUGUUCUUUUCCUUU